CACUCAAAUUAGAAAAUCACAGGCCCAAGAUCUGGAAUAACCUAACCCUACUUUCAGCCAGACGGUCGCACGCUAUAUCUCCUUUCCAUCUCCUCCAUUUACACCCAACCCCUCAAGUCGCAGUCUACACUACGUCGAUCGUCUAAUAUAUUGAGGUUAGUCGAUUAUCAACAGUGAAUAGAUCAAACCUAGAGGGUGUUGUUAAGCUACAAUGACUUUCAAGAGGAGGAAUGGAGGUCGCAAUAAGCAUGGCCGUGGCCACGUCAAGUUCGUCCGUUGCUCCAACUGUGGAAAGUGCUGCCCUAAAGACAAAGCCAUCAAGAGGUUUAUGGUAAGAAACAUUGUGGAGCAAGCUGCUGUUAGAGAUGUCCAAGAGGCUUGUGCUUUUGAAUCAUACACUCUUCCAAAGCUCUAUUUGAAGGUGCAAUACUGUGUUUCGUGUGCAAUUCACUCUAAGGUUGUCAGAGUUCGCUCGCGCACUGAUCGGAGAAAUCGAGAACCUCCAGUGCGUCAAUUCAGACGCCCAAUGGACAAUGCACCUCCUAAGCCUGGUGUGCCACCACGUGCUGCUGGCGCUCCUCCAAGUGCUGCCCGUACAUAGAAGCGGUCUGCAUCCAGAGAACUUGUUACAUCUCCAUCUUAAAUUAAAGUUGUUUCAUUUUGAUACUCCGUUUUUACCAUGAAUCUUUUGUUUUAGUUGGAUAAUCGCGCCACUUUUAUUAUUGUCUUCAUAAUUGCGAGAUAAACCAAGUGUUAUGCCAUGCUAACUUAUUUUGAAUGCUUAAUAAAAGAGCAAUAGUAACUAACUCAUACUACGCAGUACGCAUGACUCGAAGUUUAAAUCAACAGUAUUGAACGAACA
Molecule: messenger RNA, 862 nt
Organism: Cuscuta epithymum
Lineage: Eukaryota; Viridiplantae; Streptophyta; Magnoliopsida; Solanales; Convolvulaceae
Source: the annotation of a GenBank genome assembly